Messenger RNA from Arachis ipaensis, 2076 nucleotides. RefSeq lists its product as uncharacterized. The record is from RefSeq and is a predicted model, not a curated record. Lineage: Eukaryota; Viridiplantae; Streptophyta; Magnoliopsida; Fabales; Fabaceae.
UUCCAUCCAAAAUUUUCCCUUUCCUUUAUCCUUUCAAGCAGUAAUUUUUACACAACAUUUCGCCAUUCCAAAAUCAAUUUUAUAUAUAAAUAGAUGUAUAUGCACCACAAUUAAGAUAUAGUGUUCAUUGUUUUCUCUAGGUUGGAUAUGGCUAGGAUUCUGAUUCCGGCGAGGUUUGAGAGAGUGGCUGCGGCCUUUGACGCUGACGUGGCGGCGCGCAUGGGGCUCUGCGAGAGCAGCGGGAGCGAGCACUCUCUGGUGAGUUCCAUUGAUUUGUCUGAUAUGGUGAAGUCCUUCUUGGAGAGGAAUGGUGAAGAGAAGGAUCAUGGCAAAAUGGGUGAUGAAGAAGAGAAGGUUCAAACAUCAUCGCAGCUCUCCUAUUGUGAGAAAAGGGAUAUGUUGCAAGCUCUUCUUGCUUGUGGCGAUUAUGAAAGGGACAUGAUUAGAAGAGAGGCUGAGAUUGCUUGUGCAGUUGUUGGGGUCACUUCUUCCACGGAUUUCAAACGCAAAUUGAUGUCUCGCUUGAGGAAAAAUGGUUUGGAUGCUGGGCUUUGCAAAUCCCGGUGGGAGAAAACUGGAAGAUUAAAGUCUGGUGACUAUGAGUAUAUUGAUGUCAAUUUCUCAGGAGAGCGAUACAUAGUUGAAGUCUUCCUUGCAUCUGAGUUCGAAAUCGCUCGCCCAACCAUUCAAUAUUCAUCCUUGCUACAAGUUUUCCAGCGUAUAUUUGUUGGCAAAGUGGAAGAACUGAAGCAAGUUGUGAAGCUUAUGUGCAGUGCCAUAAAGGGAUCCAUGAAAACAAGGGACCUGCAUAUUCCUCCAUGGAGAAGAAAUGUGUACAUGCAAGCCAAGUGGUUCAGCUCUUACAAGAGAACAACAAAUGCUGUUUCAACUAGAAAUGCAUCAUCAAAUUUGUCUUCAGAGUCUCUUGUAACUCCUUUAAGACCCAUUAGAUUUGAAGCAAGGCCCGUGAAAGCACAAAAUUGUAAGGUAGAUUAUUAUGUCAAUAAAACUGGAUUCAGAAUCAGCCAUUUGACAGCUGCACUUAAUUCCGAUGCCCUUGGGAUGUAAUCAUAAAUACAUCGGCUUCUAUGAAUUUUUUUAAUGUACUUAUUUUAGGUAACCAGAGUUGAUAUCCAUUGUUUUUUUUUAAAAAAAAAUACUUUAGGCCAGGGCAUAAAAAGUGCAUAACAAACUUCUUAUGCAUUGAUCUUACAUAUUUUUGCCAACUAGCAAGGAAUACGAUAGCAUUUAGUUUCCUUUAGAUAAUUUUUAUUCUGAAAUUCAAUAUCAUUAUAUAGUAUAGAACUGGAUUCUUAGGAAAGGGAGAGGAUCUGUAUUAUGUAGUGUCAAAAAUCCAUUUAGCAUAUUUUAUGAAUUAAGUGGUCCAUAAAAGUGAAAGGGAGAGGAUCUGUAUUAUGUAGUGUCAAAAAUCCAGUUAGCAUAGUUGAUGAAUUAAGUGGUCCAUCAAAGUGAAUUUAAGGUAACAACUAACAAGCGAAUCAUGAAAAUAAAUACAAUCUUUCUUCAUCUCCACUUUAGAGAGAAUAAAGUUUUCAAGAGAAACAGAGUCCCCAACUAUACAAGUGUAACUGCAAUAAAUUUGAACUCCAUACAUAAAAUAAAAUAAUAAAAAUUCAAAUAUAACAGGUAAACUUUUUAAACAAUGCAACUUUCUUGAGACUCGAGAUGCUUUCAAUAUUUCAAUAUUCUGGGAACAGAAAUGAAAGAACACAGAAGCAUAUGUAGUCACCGUUAGACGCAACCAGCUGGAAAAUUCGAAGCAGAUUGCCUGGAAAGUGACCCUUUCGAGAAAACAAAAGUGUGUUCAAUGUAAGAGAAGGGUCUUCAAGAAAAUAAAGCCAAAAUCCAAAGCUAUCUCCUUCUUCUCCCCUUCUCAUUUAUCACAAAUCAAAAAGGGGUUUAAAAAACCUAGAAUUUCAAAUGCAACACAAACAGAAUGUGGGAAGCUCGGUAAGCAGAUGUGUCGACGGAGACCCAAAAAUUGGAUCUAACAACAACCGGCCAGUUAGCUUCCCUAACCGAAUUUCUUGAUUUGGCUACAGCCACCAUGGCACA